AACUGGCAUACUAUAUUGCUGUAGAUAAUUGAAAACAUCAUAUGUAAAUUGCGAGAAGGUGAUGAGGUAAUUGUUUUCUCACCUGAGACUCCUUGAUGAAAAUUUUGUGGAGAGCCAAAGAUUUAAGAGGAAGAAGAGCUUACAAGAAGUGUUUGCGGCAUUAAUGGAUCAAUACACAAAAGAUUAACUCGGAAGAAAGUCAUUGAAAAUAUAUACUUUUUCCCGACACUUUUUCGAAGCAGGGUUAAACAUCUGAUUGUAGGAUAAUGAACUCUCACAUGGAUAUUUAACACAGAGAAGAGGAUGUUUUUUAAUGGCUGUUGUUUCAAAGAGGGGGAUUAGAGAUUGCAGUAUUGAUAUUUAACCAUGUAUUUGCUGAAUAUAUAGUUAGUCUCUAAGAAGAAUUCCUUGUGUGGAUGUAAGAUGUUUACAAACGGGCAAUAUCUUAUUCUGCAGGAUUGAGAAUAUUUAUGAUCACAAAGAAACUGUUACCUGUAUAUCAUUCUUUGUAAGACUCUUCCAAAAAAAAAAAUUCCUCGCAUACAAAUCAAUAACGACAAAAUGCUGAAAAAUCAACAUGUUUUUGCACUUCGUCAUAAACUAUUGUCAUCAGAGUGGCACAGUGUAAUUAAAUAUGAGACUGUAUGUGCUGAAAGAAAAAAUGGGUGGAAAAUAGCAGUAUUUGGCAGUUAAAUCCUGUUUUGUUUUGUUUUUUCUUUUUUGAGUUGUGUUUGGUUGGAGAUUUUGUGCAUCAGCGAGAUAGCUGAUUGAUACACAGUGGUCACAAACCCUCAGGUGUCUCAUUGCGAUAAUAUUAGAUAAAAGUGGGACACUUAUUUCAGUUUUUGGGGGGCAGUUUUGUGUUGCCUGGUAUUGAUCUAUGGUUUUAAAAAUCGAAGAGAUUUUUUUAUGAAGAAAGACUUUAUUUUAUUGUGUGGGAGAUCGGAUGACUUCUCUUUAGAAAAAAAAAUAUUGCGUAAUUUCCUUGUUUAGUCAUGGAGUCAAGUGAAAAUGGAGAUAAAGGAUUGAACAGAGAAACAGUGAUUGGCAGUGGAGAUAAUGAGACUCAUGUGGAAGACACAGAGAGUUCCACUUUGUUAUCCACUUCCACACCUGGAAGUGGAGAGGAGGAGGGUGGAAAUUUAGUGCAUGGAAGUGGAGGGUUUAGGAGCAAAUUCCAGGUCACCCCAGCUAUUGUUGUUCAUGAGGUGGGAAUAGAUCAAAAUGGUAAACCAUACAAAGUGGAUAUUGAUGAUGAGCAUGGUGAGGACACUUCCCGUAAUUUGGACAAUAAUCCCUUGGCAAGCAAUGAUGAACUGGAAUCUCCGUACUCACAGCAGAUGGAGCUGUAUGCAGAUGAUCUGCAUGAAAGAGGAAAAAUCUCUCAAAUUCUCAACCGCAUUGCCAAUUACCAAGGUGGUGUGGAACCCAAUAUCAGUGAAAAUUACAAGUCCAGACCAAAGACGGUAUGUGGAUCUGUAAAGCUGGGAACUCUAUUAGGGGUAUACCUCCCCACUAUACAAAACAUUUUUGGAGUGCUGCUGUUUAUUCGUAUGACAUGGAUCGUAGGGAUGGCUGGAGCAUUAGAGAGUCUGGGAAUAGUCAUUAUUUGUUGUUUUACAACUUUUCUGACGGCCAUAUCUAUGAGUGCCAUAGCAACCAAUGGUGUUGUACCAGCAGGUGGGUCGUACUUCAUGAUUUCUCGUGCCCUGGGGCCAGAGUUUGGGGGAGCUGUAGGGGUGCUAUUCUAUCUUGGAACCUCAGUGGCAUCUUCCAUGUAUAUUAUAGGAGCCGUGGAAAUUCUAGUGAAAUUUAUUGCACCUGUCUUGUCAAUUUUUGGAGAUGUAACCAUAGAGGCCAAUGCUUUCAAUGCCUACAGAAUAUAUGGCACUGUGAUUCUUCUUAUCCUAGCUCUUAUCGUAUUUGUUGGGGUGCGAUUUGUCAGCAAGUUUGCAGCCCUUUCACUUGCUUGUGUCAUUCUGUCCAUUCUAUGUAUAUACAUUGGUAUAUUUGCUGCCACAAAGGAUGAUAAUGUUCGGAUAUGUUACCUUGGAGAUAGGCUGUUAACAAGUGACAUGGCGGAGACAAACGGAAGGUUUACAUGUAGUAAGGACAACUAUACAACACUGUACGCUAAACAUUGCUUCAAUGAGACAUGUGAUGACUUCUUCAAUGAACAUGAAACUAGAGUGGUGGACGGAAUUCCAGGUCUGGCCAGUGGAGUAUUUCAUGCCAAUCUACACAACCGUUACACAGAAGAGGGUAAAAUUAUUGGCACUGACACGAAAGGUAACCGAGCCUAUGGAGAAAUCGUUGCCGACAUCACUUCCUCUUUUAUGGUUUUGUUGGCUAUUUAUUUCCCAUCAGUAACAGGUAUAAUGGCUGGUUCCAACAGGUCAGGAGAUUUAGCAGAUGCCUCCAAAUCCAUCCCAGCAGGAACCAUUGCUGCCAUUAGCACCACUUCUUUUGUUUAUUUUAGCUGCGUACUCUUCUUUGCUGGCACCAUUGAAGGGGAUUUGCUAAGAGAUAAAUUUGGAGAGAGUAUAAAUGGUGGUUUGGUUGUGGCAAAGUUGGCGUGGCCCACUGAGUGGGUGAUUCUGAUUGGGUCAUUUUUGUCUACCCUGGGAGCUGGACUUCAAAGUCUCACAGGAGCACCUCGUUUGUUACAAGCCAUUGCUAGUGAUGGAGUUAUCCCUUUCCUGAACGUGUUUGGGGUAACCACUAAGAGGGGGGAGCCUUUCAGGGCUCUUCUAUUAACUGCCCUCAUAUCAGAGCUAGGAAUCCUUGUGGCCAACCUUGACAUGGUAGCACCCAUCAUCACCAUGUUCUUCCUGAUGUGCUAUGGAUUCGUCAAUAUGGCAUGUGCUCUACAGACAUUACUGAGAACACCCAGCUGGAGACCCCGAUUCAAGUUCUACCAUUGGAUUCUCUCCCUUAUUGGACUGGCACUAUGUGUGACUCUGAUGUUCAUAUCAAGUUGGUACUAUGCCCUGGUAGCCAUUGGUAUUGCUGUCUGUAUAUACAAAUACAUUGAAUACAAAGGUGCUGAGAAAGAGUGGGGAGAUGGAAUCCGGGGUUUGGCUAUGUCUGCUGCUCGAUACUCCUUACUGCGGGUACAACAAGGAAUUCCCCAUACCAAGAACUGGAGACCACAGCUUCUGGUGUUAAUGAAGUUGGAAGAUGACUUGAGCCCCAAGUACCCACAGAUGGCGGCCUUUGCUAGUCAGCUCAAAGCAGGGAAAGGUUUGACUCUGGUGAAUUCUGUGAUUGAGGGGAAAUACAUGGAGCGAUAUGACGAUGCCCAGGUUGCCAAACAGAAAUUAAGCAGGACCAUUGAGCAAUUUGGAGUCAAGGGAUUUUCAGAUGUAUUAGUGAGUGAGAGUGUUUCUGUUGGAAUGUGCCAUAUGAUUCAGAAUGCUGGUUUGGGAGGUUUGCGACACAACACUGUGAUGAUUGGUUGGCCAUACGGAUGGAGACAUGAUCAUAAUGAGAGGAGCUAUAAAGUCUUUCUGGAUGCUGUGAAGAAUAUAAAUGCAGGACAAAUGGCAUUGCUGGCUGUAAAGGGAAUCAAUUUGUUUCCAUCAUCCAAUGAAAAACUCAAAGGAACCAUUGAUGUGUGGUGGAUUGUGCAUGAUGGAGGGAUGCUGAUGUUAUUGCCCUUCCUGCUGAAGCAACACAAGACCUGGAAACAUUGUAAACUCAGGGUCUUCACUGUGGCCCAACUUGAGGAUAACACUAUUCAGAUGAAGAAGGACUUGGAGUUGUUUAUGUAUCAGCUUCGAAUAGAUGCAGAGGUCCAUGUGCUAGAAAUGAGUAACAGUGAUAUUUCUGCUUACACCUAUGAAAGAACACUAAUGAUGGAACAAAGAACUGAAAUGUUGAAACAGAUGAAAGGAAACAAAAAGGAGGUUCAGUCCAUCAUUGACCAAUCUCAUGUGACUCCGGCUUCUCCCACCAAGAUAAAGCUGGAACCGGUUCAGGAGGAGAGCCAGGGACCGGAGAGUUCAACCGAUGAAGAAAAACUGGAAUCUCACCAGUACACCUUCACUCCUGGUGCAGCCAAAAUCAGUUCCUCAACCAGCAACAACGGGAAAGCAGGAGAUUAUCUCCAAAUUAAACCCGAUUCCAAAUUUAAUGGCAAUCUUAAUAAGAAACCUGACAAGAAAAAUAUACGACGUAUGCACACUGCCGUGAGGCUGAAUGAGGUCAUCAUAGAAAAGUCACACGAGGCUCAGCUUGUCAUUCUAAACCUCCCGGCCCCUCCCAAGUCCGAGGCAGCGGAACUCAAUUUUAUGGAGUAUCUUGAGGUGUUGACCGAGGGCUUAGACCGAGUGCUGAUGGUCAGAGGAUGUGGAAAUGAGGUCAUCACCAUCUACUCAUAAUUCCACAAGAAUAAAUCUUACAUUGGCAAAUCAAAGAGGGGAAAGUGGGGAAAAAGAUUAUAUAUCUUCUUGUUAUGAACUGCAUAUGCAGAGACCAUCUGGAAGUAUUUUUGGAUGAUAGUUGAUUUUGUUCAAAACAGAGAGGUAGAACUUUACUUAUUUUUAAACAAUAUGUGCAUGUUUUACAGAUACAGUAAUAUUAAAGCUUGUAUUUUUUUAAUUAUAUUUUUCAUCUGUAUGUGAUAAAGCAAUAAGGGCCAAAGGAUUUUUCUUUUACAUGAAGGGGGAAAAAAUUGAGACAUAUCAGUAUAACUGAUUGAUUUUCACAUUUUUUUUUAUUAUAACAAAAAGUAAAUUAGUCAAUAAUUUUCCAGAAAUAAAUUUUGCUAGUUGUACUUUAGCUAAUGUCAGUUUAUAUUUAUAUUCCCACCUUUUUGCUGCUGGUUAUGUUUAUUUUUAACAUGUGCAGGUGUUUCAAAGAGAAUAUUUUUCAAUGUAAGUUUGGCUUAAAUUAUGACAUUAAAUAUUGAUGUGAAAUGCCAAGAAAGGUAAAAAGAAACAUGCCUGAUUUCUCUCUGAUAACAAGUAUGUUUUUACUGCUCAGUAGAAUUGCUUUAAUUAAAAGUCAGUGGCUCGAAAUUAAUAUUGAGAAUUUUUUGUAAUUAUAAGUUGAUUUGUUUAUCCACCCUUCACUUAAGGUGUAUUGACCAUCUAAUAAGAGAGUUAACUCUAAAUGGGUUUAAUUACUUGUGUUUCCUUUAGAAAUUGUCAGUUUUAAAGGUAUUUUCUUUGAAACUUUGCGCCACAAGGUAUACAGAAAUUGUUUGCAUUUCAAUACAAAUUUAGAUUUUUUUUUUUUAAGAAAAAAAUCGUAUGUGUUAGAAAAAAAAUCAUAUGUGUUUUCUUUUGUCCUAGUGAUAAUUUUUUUUUUAAUUUUAGUUGCCAUAUAUAUUUAAUAUAACCACUCUUGAAUUGUAUAAAGUACAUGUUUGUGCAGAGUUUACCUGACAAAUGCUGUCAGAUAUGUAGUUAGUUACCAAAUAUACCUAUGAUAAUUUAUGAAUAUGUGUUAUAUUUUUAUUAGAAGAAUCACAGAAAAUAUAUAUGGAUCUAAAUGUAUUAUGUACAGGCUCAGGAUAUAUGUAACUGCUUUCAGAUUUUUACGUUUUUAUUAAAGUGCCACUUUUAGUUUAAGUGACGUUUAUUUUAUCAGUGAUAUAGCCAAUCAUACGUUGUUUUAUUUGAUCAAUUUACUGUCUCAUAUAUGUAUAUAAUUAUAGGUUGUAUUAAGCCAGUGUUAGAAGUGAUAUCUACAUGUUUUAACCAAAUCAAAGAAUUUUGUAAGGAAAAGUGUAUUAUUUUAUAAGUACUCAGUAUUUUUUUUUUUUGUAAAAGCAUGCCAGCAAUAAUUUAACAAGUAAUCAUAAUUGAUCAUCAUUAAUUUAUUCAAUAUUUCUAGUCGGUUUUAUGACACACUUUAAAGUAUAUGGAUUAUAUAUUGAAUUAUAAUUAUUUUUCAUUCAAAAGCUUGGUGCUAGGCUGCAUGUCUGCUUUGACUGCAAAAAUCUAAAAUAUAUAUAGCAGUAAAAUUGAUUUUUGGCAAUGCAUUGCAGUUAUGAGAUAUUUGUUUUCUAUGCCUAACUGAAUGAUUUCGAGACACAAUAGAUGAAAGUUUUUUUUAUGAAAAUAAUAGAAUAAUCCUAUUACAAGUAAUCGUUUAGAUGGGUUUAAAGUAAAUUACAGUGAUAGGUUUUGCAAACUGUACUUCACAAUUUACAAUAAUAGCUGGACUAGAAAUUACUAGUACAUUUUAUGAACUUCAUGAAGUGAUAUGAUACCCCCUUCAAAUAUAUAUUUGUGUCUGUCCAUCACUGUAGAAAUGAAUUUCUCGAAGUUACUGUAUUUUAUUUUAAAUUCCCCAAUCCAUUUGACAAUCUCAUUUUAAAUUUUUUAGUAUAGAGUGAUGUUUGAGAUCAAAUAUGAAAAUGUAUAUAAAAAAAGUGGUAAUUUUUCUGCAAAGCAUUUAUAUGACUCUUCUGAUUUUUCUAUUUACGUCAAUAAGUAUUUGAAAUUCAUAGAAAUUCAAUAUAAAUAUGAAUCACAUGCCCUUUUUCCGUUAGAAUAAUUUUGUAAUUUUUUUUAUACAGAUAUUUCUAAAUGACAAUCCAUUUUAGAAAUUUAUAAGCGAAGGAAAUUUUAAACCAAAAGAAAAAAAUCAAUCAAUCAUACAUUUGAGAAAUAAAAACCUGAUUGGUUUAUCCCAUAAAAACAUCUAGUCUUACACUUUAAAUUAUGUAUGUAAAAGUAUUUUACUCCAUUAUAUGCUAUGGUUUUAUUGCAUUACAUGUAAUGAUAAUUGCAUCGCUUCCUGUUUAUUGGGGUUUUUUUUUGCAUUGAGUGUCUUUUUUUAUCAUUAUUUUAACAUUUGACAAAAUACGUUUCCUGUUUAAUAUACAUAUUUAAACCACACCUUCCAUAAAAAUAAAAUGUUAUUUCUAAGAAAAAUGCAAUUAGCCAGUUUCAUUGCCUACCGGCUAUAGCAUUGAAAUAAGAAUGUGGACUGAUAUUUCAUGCAAAGAGACGUAUAUUAUAGAAAAUGCUAAUCAGUGAUCAUGAAUAAUUGAUGUACUGGUAUUUCGCUAUAAAAGCUGAUGGUACUUUUUUCUGUAUUUUGAGGAAAGGUACAGCUAUAUGUUUCCAAAAUAUGUUUUUCAUGGUAAUGCAAACCCCUUACCAUUAUUCAAAUUAUCCUCUUCAUUUCUUGAAAGAUACUUAUAUAUGAUUUAUGUCUGGACUUUUUUCCCUUCCAAAUAGUUGAAAACUGCAGUGACCAAAAUAAAUAUGAUAUACCAAAUAUUUAUUUCAUACAACAUAUAUGUAAAAUUUAUAUCACUUCAGCCAUAUCUCAGGUAGAUAUAGAAGAAAGCUUUGUAUUUACUUCACCAUAUACAGUCAAACCUCUAUCUCGAACUCGAUGGGACCGAGAAAAAACUUCAAGAUAUCCAAGGAUUCGAAAUAUCGAGGGUAAAAUACUUAAAGAAUAAGUUGGGACUUCCAAAUCACUUUGACAUAUCCAUGGUAUCUGAGAUAUCGAAGGUCAACUGCAUUUUAAAAUUGAUAAAAUGUUUAUUGAUUUCUGAUAUUUGUUGAUCAGACUUAAAAUUUUAGAAAUGAAAAUCUAACAGGAAAAAAAUUUUGAUUUAAAAGGUAGUUUUAUAAUAUUGUUCAGAGAAUUUUUGAUAGAUAUUCUUCCAGAACUAGUAAUGGUAGUGUGGGUGUACUAGUCAAGCAUGACCCCAUGACAGGUGCUUGGUAAUUGAUCAAAUGUAUUAAACUCAUUAAGACUGUAAACUUGUAUAUG
This is a messenger RNA of Saccostrea echinata, 7743 nucleotides long. Its product is annotated as solute carrier family 12 member 4-like. Gene Ontology annotation, molecular function: potassium:chloride symporter activity. Gene Ontology annotation, cellular component: membrane. The coding region runs from base 996 to 4382 and encodes 1128 amino acids. Gene Ontology annotation, biological process: chloride ion homeostasis; potassium ion homeostasis; cell volume homeostasis. The record is from RefSeq and is a predicted model, not a curated record. Lineage: Eukaryota; Metazoa; Mollusca; Bivalvia; Ostreida; Ostreidae. The transcript is spliced from 27 exons.